AUGAAGACUGUUGUUGCCCUCACCUUCGUCGGUGCCGCUCUGGCAGCCCCUACCAAGACUAUCGAGAGUCGCACACUCGGAGACUUGGGUAGCGGCUUGGGUGGUCUAGGCAGCCUGAGUAGCCUAGGUAGUGGCCUUGGAGGUCUGGGUGGCGCUUCCAGCGGUAGCAGCACCGGCAGCGGCUUCGGUGCACUCACCUCGCUCAUUCCCAGUGUCGGAAACCUGGGAUCGCUCGGUUCUCUCGGCGGUCUCGGCGGAUCCAGUGGCAGCUCUGGACUUGGAUCGCUGGGCUCUUUGGGCUCCUUGGGCUCGCUGGGUUCAGGUCUGGGAGGUCUCGGAGGUGCCUCUUCUGGUUCGAGCUCUGGCACUAGCUCUAACACGGGCGCCAGCGGAAGCUCUACCGUAGACGCGAGCGCCAGUGCCAGUGCCAGUGCCAGUGCCGAUGCUAGCUCGAAUGCCAGCUCUGGCUCCAGUGUGGGUGGCUCAGGUAGCUCAGGUAGCUCAGGUCUCGGCUCACUUGGCUCACUCGGAUCUCUGGGAGGUCUCGGAAGUCUUGGAGGCCUUGGAUCAGGUUCGAAGAAUUCCUCUUCUGGUUCUGAGGUCGCUGGUUCAGGCUCGGCGGACGGUCAUACUAAACGCCAGUUCACAGGCUCCGUUACGGCCAACGAUGUCACCAACAAGGCCAGCUGCAAGGAGCUGACUUUUAUCUUCGCACGUGGAAGUGACGAGAUUGGCAACAUGGGCUCCGUGGUUGGCCCUCCCGUGGCCAGUCAGCUGCAGUCUCUGACUGGCAACAAGGUCAACGUGCAGGGUGUUGAUUAUGCCGCAACAGCAGCGAGCAAUGCCGCUCUGGGUGCCAACGGCGGUCCUGUCAUGGCGAAUUUGGUCGAGACUGCUUUGAAGCAGUGCCCCGACACCAAGGUUGUCAUUGGCGGUUACUCCCAGGGUUCAAUGGUCGUGCACAACGCUGCCAACAGCUUGGGUGCUGAUAAGGUGGCCGGUGCGGUCCUGUUUGGCGACCCAUUCAAGCUGCAAGCCGUUGGCAAGCUACCCCAGAACAAGGUCAAGGAGUACUGUGCUCUCGGCGACCCCGUCUGCGAGAAUGGUGCCAACGUGAUGGCGCAUCUCAGCUACGGAAGCAACGCCAAGGAGGCUGCUCAGUUCCUUCUGCAGGCUGCUGGCAUCUCUGCAUCUGCUUAG
This is a messenger RNA of Penicillium diatomitis, 1200 nucleotides long. RefSeq names its product carbohydrate esterase family 5 protein. The transcript is spliced from 2 exons. Gene Ontology annotation, cellular component: extracellular region. Lineage: Eukaryota; Fungi; Ascomycota; Eurotiomycetes; Eurotiales; Aspergillaceae. The record is from RefSeq and is a predicted model, not a curated record. Gene Ontology annotation, biological process: carbohydrate catabolic process. Gene Ontology annotation, molecular function: cutinase activity. Bases 1 to 1200 code for a protein of 399 amino acids.